AUGGGAAAUGCGGAAUCGUCGACAGCAGAAGGCGAAGGAACUCGUAAGCAAGGAAAACCAGUGCCGAAACUUUAUCGUUUUGUUGAUAUGUACGGAGGUGGUGAACUGAUACCAUGGAUGAAAUAUGCCAAGGAUACCGGUGAUUCAUCGAUUAUUGACGAAUUCAUUGAGACGAAGGUUUAUAGCAGGAUUUUUUCAUUGAAAGAGUUCAUGUACAACUCCGGAAGAGGUAAAAUGGUAGCUGUAGCUGAAUUGGUGAAAAUUCGGAAUAAAGAACGGAAUGCGAUGCUUAGCGCUUUGAAGCGCAAAAAGGGCAAAGGGAAAAGUGGGCCUAAUAUUCUCGAUGAAUUUCGACAAGAAGGCGAAAAUCAGGGCGAUUUGAAAAAGGCUCUGAAAUUGCUCGAAGGAGAUGAUAAACGUGGAAAAUCUGAAUGGAAGUAUCGAGAGGUGACGUGGAAACUGGAGGAGCGUGGUUUAAUGGGCGAGAAUCUCGUUGGUGUUUGUCUUCUGCAGGGAACGGCUAUCCAUAAUCAGCUUGCUAUCAAAUUAAUCAAAGCUUAUCCAAAACUUGUCAAUGAUAUAUUCAUUAGCGAAGAUUACUAUGGUCUCUCACCUUUACAUCAAGCAAUAAUUAAUGAAGAUCCUGCUAUGGUAUUAUUUCUGCUUCGACAUGGUGCUAAUAUCAAUCAGCGUUGUUACGGCGCAUUUUUUUGUCCUGAUGACCAGAAAAGCAGUCGUACAGAUUCGUUGGAACAUGAAUAUGUUGAACUCAGUUUAAAAACUACUUAUAACGGUAGAAUGUAUUUUGGCGAAUAUCCGUUAUCAUUUGCCGCAUGCAUCAAUCAGACCGAUUGUUACCGCAUUUUAAUCGCAAAACAUGCCGAUCCAAAUCGGAAAGAUACAAACGGCAACACAGUACUUCAUCUAGCUGUAAUCCAUGAACAACCAGAGAUGUUAAAACUCUGUUACGAUACGGGUGCCAAAUUACAAAUAAUGAACAACCGAAAUUUGACACCAUUAACAUUGGCAGCUCAUUUGGCAAAAAAAGAGAUGUUUGAACAAAUUUUAAAACUGGAAGCAGACGUAAUCUGGAUGUACGGUAACGCAAGCAGUCACGCUUACCCACUUGCGAAACUGGAUACUAUUAAUCAGGAAACGGGCGAACUUAAUGAAGAUAGCGCUCUUUCAUUGAUCGUUUAUGGGGAAACGACGAAACAUCUACAACUUCUCGAUGGUUUAUUGGGUGAUCUACUGCAAGUAAAAUGGCAAUCAUUCGGGCGAACACGGCUUGCUUUAUCAUUUGGCUGCUAUCUACUCUUUUACAUUUGCACCUUUACUGCAUUUAUGUGCCGACCAUUUUCAUUAACUGUUGGGAGUAUUACUGUGAAGUAUUAUAAUACUACGGUUAUGAUCAAUGACGAUAAUUCAUCAUUCAACAGAACUGAUUACGGCAAAACAAUGACAACAUUACUGGUGGGAACAAAUUUAGUGAAGGAUAAUGAAAAGAGCCUCCAAAAAUUAGAAUUAUCAAAUGAUGAUUAUUCGUGUCGUCAUUGGUGGUACUUUGGACAAGGAUGGCAACAAAAUCUUCGUCUAGCAGCCGAGCUUGCGGUACUUUUAAUGACCGUAUUUCAAGUUGUUGACGAUGCAAUGGAUAUUCGUAGCAGCGGCAGAAAGCGGUGGUGGCGAAUACUGGUCAAAAUCAUUCCCAGCGAAGAUUGCAUACAAGACAUCAUUCGUGCUAAUCUUGCUGAUAAUACCGUUUCGUUUGAUGUGUUCAGUGACCCCAGCAAUGCUUUUUUUGAUAAUGCACUUUCGUUGCUUGUCGUACUUUUAAUUAGCGUACACUUUUUAUUUUAUUCAAGAGCUGUAAAAUUUAUCGGACCAUUCGUUUUGAUGAUAUACACCAUUUUGUCGCGAGAUUUGAGUCGAUUUUUUCUCAUCUAUGCCAUUUUUUUAAUCGGCUUUUCUCAGGCAUUUUACAUUAUCUUUAUGUCAUGUAAUCGUCAGAGAGCUAAUUAUCAAAAUGGCACUUUGUCGAGGGAUACCGACGGUAUUAUGAAUCAUCCAAUGGAGGCAAUAAUGAGAAUAUUUAUUAUGACCAUCGGUGAAUUUAUGGUUUUUUAUCGCAAAAUGGUCAUUUUAUGUGACCGAACAAUGAUGGUCUACAUUGGCAAGGCAAUGUUUGUUAUCUAUGAAUUAUUUGUCAGCGUUAUGCAGCUUAAUUUACUGAUCGCAAUGAUGGGGAGAACGUAUGAUUUAAUAUCCGGAACACAAACUGAGUGGAAACGACAGUGGGCGCAAGUCAUUCUCAUGCUGGAGUUUUCACUGAAUCCAAAAGCUCGCCUUAAUGCAUUGCUCAAAUAUUCACGACCAAUUGGUACCAACAAAGGAGAACGAGCAUUUGUUGUUGUACGCAAAACCAUGUGCAAUUCAUUGUCAGAAACAGAGAAACACCUUCGUGGAAUGCAAGAACAAAGCAUGCGCGAAAAGAAGCGAGCUUUAUUAAAAAGACGACUGAAGGAUCGUGAAUGAACCACGCUGCAUAACGCUUCCGUGCACCAAGGAAUCAAAUGAACCAAUUGUCAGAAUUUCGACUGAUUGAUUCAUCAUGAUACUAAUUACUCAUCUUUGAUUUUGAUAGUGCUGCUAAUGAAAAAAGAAAACACUAGAGUUCUAUUUCAAUGUUAUUAUGCCUUACAAACAGAAUAUGCAGGAUGCUGCCAUUACCUGACGAGGAUUCGAUGUUGCAAAAAUUGAACAGGGUCAAGACAAAUGCAAAAAAGGCGGACAACAGCAUGUUACAUAACAUUAAAAAGGACAUAAUACUACAUAAUAAUAUAACA
Loa loa (African eye worm) is the source of this 2846-nucleotide messenger RNA. RefSeq lists its product as hypothetical. Bases 1 to 2535 code for a protein of 844 amino acids. Gene Ontology annotation, biological process: calcium ion import across plasma membrane. Gene Ontology annotation, cellular component: membrane. The record is from RefSeq and is a predicted model, not a curated record. Lineage: Eukaryota; Metazoa; Nematoda; Chromadorea; Rhabditida; Onchocercidae. The transcript is spliced from 19 exons. Gene Ontology annotation, molecular function: protein binding; calcium channel activity.